Effrenium voratum is the source of this 1196-nucleotide messenger RNA. The record is from the annotation of a GenBank genome assembly. Lineage: Eukaryota; Dinophyceae; Suessiales; Symbiodiniaceae.
GAGAUCUCGCAGCGUCUUCAGCGCGCGCUUGGCGCAAGAUGCGGCGGCUGGGUCUGGCUUUGGCGGCGCUAGUGGCAGCGCCCGCCUUUGCCCCGCCGCGAAGCUUGGGUCCUGCCUUCGAGGAGCUUUGGGCGCUGCUGGCUUCGAGGCCUUUUGCGGAGGAGGGCCUGGCUGGCAUCGAGGAGUUGCAUGAGCUCGCGCCUCCAACUCCAAGGGCUGCCUGGGACGAGCUGGGCGCGUUGGUGGCUGCCCGCGAGGGUCCGGAGAAGCUGGAGGGCAGCAAGUGGGUGAGCCUACGCCUGGACGGCUGCAUGUUUGGAAAGCUCACCCAGAAGCUGCGUGCUGCGGGGCUCAUCGGCCCCGGGUACUCGGAGGAGCUGGGGGAGAUGAUGCGGCUCUGCUGCCGCGUGAUGAUGGACGAGUUCAAAGCCAGUGUCGGUUACACCCAUAGCGACGAGAUGACCGUGAUUCUCUCGCCGAGGAACAUCAGCCGCAACGGCGAGGUGAUGGGAUGGCCCCACAACGGGCGGAUCCAGAAGUGGGUGAGCAUCGCCGCCAGCAUCGCCACGGCCUUGGUGAACCGCCGGCUUCUGAGCUUAGCACAGGAGCGGGGUAUGGUUUUGCCGGCCGACGCCUUGGCCCACUUCGACUGCCGCGCCGGGCUCUUCGACACCGAGGCGGAAGCCUCCGCGCUGCUGUUGUGGCGGGCCUUCGACUGUAGCGUGAACUGCGUGCAGGACUGCUGCCAUCACGCCCAGGCUCCGCUGGAGGUGGUGCGCAGCGGCUUCGCGGAGAAGCUCCGCUGGCUGAAGGCCCGGGAGCUGCUGCCUUUGUCGCCCCACCAGGCAUACGGCAGCUUCUUCGUGAAGAGCUCCGGGGAGUUCGAGGUCACCAACCCCGAGCUGAAAGAAACCGUGCGGGUGAACCGCAAGGUGAACAUCCAGGUCAACGACGGCUCGUCUGGUCGCAACCUGCUGCGGCUGCCGCGCCAACUUCUGCCGCUGCUGCCCAAAAAAGGCGAUCCACGCUUGGAGCUCCGCGAGGGCAGCUACUGGCGCCAUGUGGGUACCUCGGGCUUUCCUGAGGCGCAGCAGGACAGGCGCAACCAGCCCCGGCGCCGGAAGAAGCGGUGGUAGUCCAUUUCCCAGCUCAGGGUUGCCUUUCCAGGUGAUGGGUUUUGGAGGUAUGAAUGCUUA